UCAAGAGCCUCACCAGGUCGACAACAUCGGCAACACGUGCGAUCUCCCGCGUCAAGAGCCUCACCAGGGUAACUCGAAUGACCUUCCGGAGCCUUGUCGAGGUGAUGCCAUCAACAACUCAAACGAUGCCCUGGGGCUACAAUUCGAAUUUUACACCCCCAAGCUUACGAAGCCUACGAAGCGGAAAUCAUUGCAGAUAUGGAAAACAAAUGCAGAUGAGCUAGUUGGGAAGAUAUCUACAGAUCAAUCGAUAACGAAACAUGAUGAUACGUAUUGGAAACAUCGUAUCAGGUCAAUAUUAUUAGGAGUUUCAGUAUGUAAUAGGGUUACAUGGUCUUCGUCCACAGCGGAAAAGUCGUUAAGGGACUUCGCUAGUAUCACUAAAGCAACAGGAGAAGUUAGUGUUUUUUCACGACAAGUCUACGCCUUCCAACAGCUUAUAUUUGUGUCAGCAUGCUUUGUCUGGACAGCUAGUGGGGUCAAAAGGACCAAAGUUAACUCUAUAAUGCGAUUAUGUGUCUCUGAUUCAAAGCCCGCUCAACUCCGUCGUUUGCGGAACGGUUCGCAGUGGAUCAAUGAACAAAUCUCCAAGGUGUACGCUACAUUAGGGCAUCAAGCGACAGAAAAAAUAUUUCAGAGUCCGAUGUCCAUAAAUCAGUACGGUACUUUGGGCCAGUCUCCGAAGGAAUCGAAAAAAUACCUCUCCGAGCAUCUGGUGUCUGCAAAAGUAACACCUACUUUAUCACAAGCAUACAUUCCGUUGUUUCUUCCAUCUUUUGUGCAAGUCAUGCUAGGGGACGAUUAUACCCUACAUCAAGUCUGUAAAUUGCUAAAUGUCCCCGAAUCAUUUGUUAAUGAGAAAACGAUAUCACUCUGUCAUCAAUAUGCUACAAUUCGGGAUGAGCCAGGCGAAGCUUCUCCAGAGUCCCGAAAACGUACAAUGGACGAGCAGCCAGGUUCGAGUGGCAAAUCCAAGAAACACAAACAUAAUGUUGAUGAUGAGCCAUCGACUUCAUCGACGCCAACAGAAUGUCUGUCUGAAGUUGCAGGCGAAAUUAAACGUACGACUCAGGAGCGCCCGCAAGGACCUACUUGCGAAGCUAAUCAUUCUCUGGAAAGUGCGAGUAGUAAGUCCCAAGCUCAGCAGUCGAGUACCCCGGAAAUAAACAUUGAGAACUUGGUUUCUGGCCGUCCUGACCUUGGUGGCUCCUCCGGUAAUGGUGCUGCGAAUUCAGGCUUUUCGACGUCUCUAGGUAGCGAUCCAACCAUAUCAAACCAUCCUUCAAACGAGCCAAACCGUAUGCAACAUGUUGCAACGAACCAGAUCGCGAGGAAUCUCUCCCUGGAAUCGCCAGCGGCGGAUCUAGCAGCAGCGACUAUGUCGCAAACAGGAAGGCUCUAUAAUUAUGCGCCAACUUCCCAUGCUUGCGAUCUCACUGUUACAGAACACCAACAAAGCACUAUUAGUCAAUUUCCAAGCAAUUUGGACUUACUUGUGUCUGCUCAGGUUGGGGAACAUACGCCUAUAACUGCAGAAUGGGGAUGUCAGAGAGAAAGUAUUGGACAGGAGGUCUAUAAUGAUGGCGCGUGUGGGGAAAGUUGGGGAAUCCAAGAGGACUUUAUACGCGGGCGGCCAAUGUCUGGGCAAGAGGAACUCACAGGAAUGCUUCCGACCGCGCAAGAGGAGGUAAUUCUACCGCCAGAGCAGCAGGAAAUGCGUUGGGGAAUCCAGGAUGAGUUCAUACGCAAUUGGCCAACGUCUGCGCAGGAGGAGGGAAUUCUACCGGUAGAAUCCCUGCUAGAGCAGCAGGAAAUGCAUUGGGGAAUCCAAGAUGAGUUCAUACGCAAUUGGCCAACGUCUGCGCAGGAGGAGGGAAUUCUACCGGUAGAAUCCCUGCCAGAGCAGCAGGAAAUGCAUUGGGGAAUCGAAGAUGAGUUCAUACGCAAUUGGCCAACGUCUGCGCAGGAGGAGGGAAUUCUACCGGUAGAAUCCCCGCCAGAGCAGCAGGAAAUGCAUUGGGGAAUCGAAGAUGGGUUCAUACGCAAUUGGCCAACGUCUGCGCAAGAGGAAACCUGGGCGGAUAGCACAGGAAUUCUACCACUAGAUCAGCAGGAAAUCCAAGAUAAGUUCAUACGCAUACGCGAUUGGCUAAUGUCUGUGCAAGAGGAGGGAAUUCUACCGCCAGAGCAGCAGGAAAUGCGUUGGGGAAUCGAAGAUGAGUUCAUACGCAAUUGGCUAACGUCUGCGCAGGAGGAGGGAAUUCUACCGGUAGAAUCCCUGCCAGAGCAGCAGGAAAUGCAUUGGGGAAUCGAAGAUGAGUUCAUACGCAAUUGGCCAACGUCUGCGCAAGAGGAAACCUGGGCGGAUACCAAUGGGAAUUAUACCGCCAGUGUAGCAGCAAAUACGUUGGGGAAUCCAGGAGGAAUUCAUACGCCCAAAUUCUGGGCAACAGGAAUCAUAGGCAGAACCAGUGCUUCUGUAGACGUAAUUUAA
Messenger RNA from Pseudogymnoascus verrucosus, 2494 nucleotides. RefSeq lists its product as uncharacterized. Lineage: Eukaryota; Fungi; Ascomycota; Leotiomycetes; Thelebolales; Thelebolaceae. The transcript is spliced from 5 exons. The record is from RefSeq and is a predicted model, not a curated record. The coding region runs from base 506 to 2494 and encodes 662 amino acids.